This is a messenger RNA of Carica papaya (papaya), 1056 nucleotides long. It is a transcript of the gene WRKY55, whose product is annotated as WRKY DNA-binding protein 55. Gene Ontology annotation, cellular component: nucleus. Lineage: Eukaryota; Viridiplantae; Streptophyta; Magnoliopsida; Brassicales; Caricaceae. Gene Ontology annotation, biological process: regulation of DNA-templated transcription. Gene Ontology annotation, molecular function: transcription cis-regulatory region binding; DNA-binding transcription factor activity. The record is from RefSeq and is a predicted model, not a curated record.
CAGAGGGAAGAAAAUAUAGGAAAGCAAUCAUGGAGGAGACCAUUUCUUUGAUAUUUCAUGGGUUGAAGAAAGUAAAAGAGCUUGAAUUAAACCUGCCAAAUUACUUGGCCAACCAGCCUCCACAUCUUCUUUCCAGUUCUCUGGAGGAGAUCAUCACCAUCUUUGUGGAGGCUAAAGAAAGGCUUGUAACGAGUCACGAGUCGUCAUCUCAACGGGUGGCAAUGCAGAAUAUAGAUGCCAGCUUGCAGGAGUGGGUGAUAAGAUCAGGUGAGACGAAGCUUUUAGGCGGGAAGGCUGGAGAGGUGUCUGAUCAAAUUAUGUGCAGAAAAGAUUUGGAUCAGGGUUGCAGUAGUACACCAUUCAGGAAUUCUAAUGUGAAUCAGGCAAUGGAGGUUUCCGAUUCUGGCAAGCUGCCUAUUACUUGUUCAUCAUUACAAAGACCACGAAGACGCAGGCAAGAUGAAGAAGAUAGAAGAACAGUAAGGGUGGCUGCUCCUCGGAUGGGAAACACUGACAUACCCCCAGAUGAUAACUUCAGUUGGAGAAAAUAUGGGCAGAAAGAAAUAUUGGGUUCCAGGUUCCCAAGGGCAUACUAUAGGUGUACCCACCAAAAGUUGUACAACUGUCCGGCCAAGAAGCAAGUGCAGCGCCUUGAUGAUGAUCCUUAUAUGUUCCUAGUCACGUAUAGAGGCAGCCAUAGCUGCUACACAUCAGCUGCUGCAGUGCCCACCACAUCCACGGAGAUGAUAAUCGCUACUACUACUACUACUGGUAUUACUACUACGGAUCAGUCUAAUGUCGUGACUACAAGUACAAGUGGCCUUUCGCUUAAUCCUCUACCUCUUGACAGAUGGUUGUCUGUCCAGGUUAGCGUUGGUGGCAGCAGCCUCAGCCAUAGAUAUGAUAAAGAAACGGAGUAUGCAGCAGGAGUUGUUGACAUGGCUGAUGCUAUGUUUAAUUCUGGUAGCAGCGGUGGGAAUAAUACCAUGGAAUUUAUUUUCCCUUCUCAGCAUCCUCCCCAGUCGUGACAAGGAUAUUUGAUUAUGUACUUUCAAU